Molecule: messenger RNA, 1614 nt
Organism: Chlorella variabilis
Lineage: Eukaryota; Viridiplantae; Chlorophyta; Trebouxiophyceae; Chlorellales; Chlorellaceae
Exons: 6
Coding region: 1-1614 (537 amino acids)
Source: RefSeq, a predicted model, not a curated record
AUGGCGUCGCGAAGAGAGCAGCAGCAGGGGGCGGCCACUCCGCGGUCCGCCUCGGCGGCGUGGCUGCGACGCCCGCCCCUGGCCUCUGCCUCCACGCCGCGCGGCUUUGGCCAGCUGCCCACGGGCCGAGUCCCUUCUGCUGCCGCCACUUCCCGCGGGGGCCCGAGCCCGCUGACCCCAGGCACCGCCCGCGGCCUGCCGCCGCCGCCCGGGCUGCGCCUGCCGCCGGCCGAAAACGACGGCAGCCGCAGCGUGCGGCAUCGCGAGCCGGCCCCAGCCUCUGGUUCCUCCACCUACCGCGACGUGACGGCCCGGCGCAGCGGCCUGCCAGGGCCACCGGUGCUCCCAGCAGCGGCCGCCACGCGACGGCCCUCCAACCUGGCGCCCUCGCCGCCACGCCCGCUGCCGGCUGCGGCGCCCGGCGGCAGCCCCGCGGCGCGCGGCGACGGCGGCGGCGUGCAGGUGCAGCAGCAGGAGGCGAGGCAGCUGGCGGACCUGCAGGAGGAGAGGCUGGGCCUGGUGCAGCAGCAGGCGCGGGCCAGCCACGAGCAGCGGCAGCUGCAGCAGCAGAUCAGCCGGCUGGAGGCGGGCGUGGUGGAGCAGCAGCAGGAGCUGCUCGCGGCGCUGGAGGCGGCGGCGGGGCUGGGGCAGCGGCGUGAGGUGCUGGCCGACCAUGCGGCACGCCUGCAGCAGCUGUGCACGCAGGCGCAGCGUGCCGCCGACGCCCGGCGCUGCGAGCUGCAGCAGCUGGAGCUGGCGGCGGCGGCGGUGCAGGCCAGCACGGAGCAGCACCGCCUGCAGGAGGCGGAGGUUGGGGCUCGCGGCGCCGCCGCCAGGAGCGCGCUGCUCCAGAUGAUGCAGGCCGCUGCGCGCACGCUGCGGCUGCCGGGGCUGGCAGGAAGCAUUGGGCAGGAGCUGGAGGCUGGCGGCGCCGCCGGCGCCAGCGGCGGCGGUGCUGACAGAGCGGCACCCGCUGCGGCAGUGGCAGCGCAGCAGGCGCGGCAGCCUCAGCAGCGCCAGCCGCAGCAGCACCAGCCGCAGCAUCAGCUGCAGCCUACUGGCACGAGGCCGGGAGCCACGGUGCCCCUGUCCGCAUCGGCCUCUGAGGAAGGGUAUACCACGCCUGCCGGCAGCAUCACAGGCACCGGCGGCCGCUCCAGCGACGCAGACAGCAGCAGCGAGGGCGGCAGCGAGGGCGGCAGCGAGGGAGGCAGCGCGCCCAGCAGCGCAGCCAGCAGCGCGGCCAGCAGCCCGCAGCGCGGCAGCGCUGGAGCAGGGGAGAUCACCGCUCGACACAGCCCGCCGGCCAGCCAGCCUGCCGCCGCCGGCCUGGGCAAGGCGCAGCCGGGGGCCCGCGCCCUGCCCCCGCUGCGCCUGUCAGGCCUGCAAGCCGCGGCGGCAGGCGCCCAGUCGGCGCGCGGGGCGCCGCCCAGCCGGCGCGUGCCGGGCGUGGCGCUGGUGUCGCCGCUGCUGCUGCCGCUGCCGGCGGCCGAGGAGGCGGCUGCGGGCGGGGACGGCUGCCCCGUCAGCCCACUGGUGCUCCACCGCCUGCACAGCAUCCAGGCCAGGCUGGCCACAGCGGUGGCGGAGCAGGCAGUAGAGAUAGAGAUGUGA